Messenger RNA from Oncorhynchus mykiss (rainbow trout), 6836 nucleotides. It is a transcript of the gene cacna1b, whose product is annotated as neuronal-type voltage-gated calcium channel subunit Cav2.2. Lineage: Eukaryota; Metazoa; Chordata; Actinopteri; Salmoniformes; Salmonidae. Gene Ontology annotation, biological process: calcium ion import across plasma membrane; chemical synaptic transmission. Gene Ontology annotation, molecular function: high voltage-gated calcium channel activity. Gene Ontology annotation, cellular component: voltage-gated calcium channel complex; membrane; neuronal cell body. The record is from RefSeq and is marked provisional.
GUCUUCAGGUAGUUUUGAAGUCUAUCAUGAAGGCCAUGGUGCCUCUGCUCCAGAUAGGCAUGCUGCUCUUCUUCGCCAUACUCAUGUUUGCCAUCAUCGGAGUGGAGUUCUACAUGGGCAAGUUCCACUCCACCUGCUUCACUGAUCCAGGAGAGCGAGCAGCAGCGUUCCCCUGUGGUACGGAGGCCCCAGCCAGGAUGUGUCCUAAUGGUACAGAGUGUACAGAGUAUUGGAUCGGCCCCAACUACGGCAUCACCAACUUUGACAACAUCCUGUUUGCCGUGCUCACCGUCUUCCAGUGCAUCACCAUGGAGGGAUGGGUGGACAUCCUCUACAAUGCUAAUGAUGCCUCGGGGAACACCUGGAACUGGCUCUACUUCAUCCCCCUGAUCAUCAUCGGAUCCUUCUUCAUGCUCAACUUGGUCCUGGGUGUCUUAUCAGGGGAGUUUGCCAAAGAAAGAGAGCGUGUGGAGAAGAGGCAGGACUUUCUAAAGCUGCGCAGACAGCAGCAGAUAGAGAGAGAGCUGACAGGAUACCUGGAGUGGAUAUGCAAGGCAGAGGAGGUGCUGCUGGAGGAGGAGGAUGAGAACGCGGAGGAGAAGUCCCCUCUGGACGUGUUGAAACGUGGCAAGGUAAAGAAGAGUAAGAAUGACCUGAUUGGUGCUGAGGAGGGAGAGGAUCACUUCACUGACAUGUCCUCUGUUGCCCCCCCAGGCUCUCCGUUUGGCCGAGCCAGUGUGAAGAGCAGUAAGCUGGAGAGCUCGUCCUACUUCCGCCGCAAGGAGAGGAGAAUGCGUUUCUUCAUCCGUCGCAUGGUCAAAGCCCAGAGCUUCUACUGGAUAGUACUAUGUCUGGUGGGCCUCAACACACUGUGUGUGGCCAUCGUCCACUACGACCAGCCUGAGUGGCUCACCACUGCCCUCUACCUGGCAGAGUUUGUGUUCCUGGGUCUGUUCCUGUCUGAGAUGAGCCUGAAGAUGUAUGGCCUGGGAGCCAGGAACUACUUCCAUUCCUCUUUCAACUGCUUCGACUUUAGUGUGAUAAUAGGGAGUAUACUUGAGGUGGUGUGGUCUAUAAUCAAACCAGGGGCAUCCUAUGGCAUUAGUGUGCUGAGGGCUCUUCGUCUGCUCAGGUUAUUCAAAUUUACCAAGUACUGGAACUCCCUGAGGAACCUGGUAGUGUCUCUUCUCAACUCAAUGAAGUCCAUUAUCAGCUUGCUCUUCCUCCUCUUCCUCUUCAUCGUUGUCUUUGCCCUGCUGGGCAUGCAGCUCUUUGGAGGACAGUUUAAUUUUGAAGAGGAGACGCCGACGACCAACUUCGACACUUUCCCGGCGGCUAUUCUCACCGUCUUCCAGAUUUUGACUGGCGAGGAUUGGAAUGCAGUAAUGUAUCAUGGUAUUGAGUCCCAGGGGGGCGUACGGCGGGGGAUGUUCUCCUCGGUCUACUUCAUCGUCCUCACACUCUUUGGAAACUACACGCUCCUGAAUGUCUUCUUAGCUAUCGCCGUCGACAACCUCGCCAAUGCACAGGAGCUCACCAAGGAUGAGGAGAAGCAGGAGGAAGAAGCCAAUAAAAAGCUGGCCCUGCAGAAGGCCAUGGAGGUGAAGGAGGUCAGCCCCAUGUCAGCAGCCAACAUCUCUAUCGCUGCUUUUGUAAAGCAAAAUCGAGAUGCACGCUCUCGCAGCUCGUCCGUCUCCAGCGUGCAUUCACCUAAGGAGCAGCAGAGAGCCAAUAAGAUAAUGUCAGUGUGGGAGCAGCGCACCAACCAACUGCGUCGAAACAACCUGAGAGCCAGCUCCGAGGCUCUGUUCAACGAGCUGGACCCCGAGGAACGUCUGCGGGUCUCCUCCGCCCUCCACCUGCGCUCCGACAUGAAGACCCACAACGACCGCCCCCUAGUGGUGGAGCCAGGUAACGGGGACAAUCCCCGACCCCCCGAGGAGGACAGAGACGGAGCAGACCCCCAGCAAGAGGGAGGAGAGCCCCACGGUCCACAGCCACGCAAGCACUACCGUCACCGGGAGAGGAACGGGGAGAUUGGGGAGAGCAGGCAUCACACCCACCACAGCCGCAGUAGGGACCACUACCACCCAGACGGGCCCCGGUCCAAAGAGGGCAAGGUGGAGAGGAACCAUAGUCGAGAGGGGGGGCAGGGCCACAGGCACCAUCACCAGGCUGAAUCCCCAGAGGAGGGGGUUAACGGAGGGGGAGAGGGAAGGGAAGACCGCCACCACCACUCCGACAGACAGGGGAACAGGGCCCUGGCUACCAGGGACAGACUGGAGAGCAGGGGCCGGGGCCACAGGGAAGAGAACGGAGAAAGGAGGAAGCACCGCUCACGCAGAGUCAGGGCCCAGUCAACACUGGAUGGAGACGAGUGCAGAGAGAACGGAGAGAGAAAUGGAGACGGGGACCAAGGACACAGGGACAGGCAGACCGACUCUCAAGGGGAGAGCUUGGCCACCAGUCCUGUGCAGCCUCCUGCAGGUCUGCAGGCUGGAGAGAAGCAAGAGGAUGCUGACAACCAGAAGAACAGCCACAGAGCCAGCCAGGCAGGCCUGAACAGCAACACUGUCCACAUCCCUGUCACCAUCAACGCCCCAUCCAGAGAGACCACCAUCAUACCCAUGGAUAACAUAGACUGUGAGAGCCUCCCCCUGAACAAGGAGAAGAAGGACUUGGAGGAGGAGCUGAAGAACGGCCCCAAACACAUUCUCCCCUACAGCUCCAUGUUUGUGUUUGGACAGACCAACCCGGUGCGUCGGCUGUGCCACUACGUGGUGAACCUGCGUUACUUUGAGAUGUGUAUCCUGUCGGUCAUCACCAUGAGCAGCAUAGCCCUGGCUGCUGAAGACCCUGUGCAGGCCAAUGCACCACGCAACAACGUGCUCAAGUAUCUGGACUACGUCUUCACAGGAGUGUUCACCUUUGAGAUGGUGAUUAAGAUGAUAGACCUGGGACUGCUCCUUCAUCCUGGUUCUUACUUCCGGGACCUGUGGAACAUCCUGGACUUUAUUGUGGUCAGUGGAGCUCUGGUGGCGUUCGCCUGCUCAGGAACUAAAGGCAAGGACAUCAACACCAUCAAGUCUCUCAGGGUGCUGCGAGUUCUAAGGCCUCUGAAGACCAUCAAACGACUGCCAAAACUCAAGGCCGUGUUUGACUGUGUGGUCAACUCUCUGAAGAACGUGCUCAACAUCCUCAUUGUCUACAUGCUCUUCAUGUUCAUCUUCGCUGUGAUCGCUGUGCAGCUGUUCAAGGGCAAGUUCUUCUACUGCACCGACGAGUCUAAAGGUCUGGAGAAGGACUGCAGGGGUAAGUUUCUGGACUAUGACGGUGAUGAAGUGGCGGCCCAGGAUCGUGAGUGGAGGAAGUAUGAGUUCCAUUAUGACAAUGUGCUGUGGGCCUUCCUCACCCUAUUCACCGUCUCCACCGGGGAAGGCUGGCCAAUGGUCCUAAAGCAUUCUGUGGAUGCCACCUAUGAGGAUGAGGGUCCCAGCCCAGGCUUCCGUAUGGAGACCUCUAUCUUCUAUGUGGUCUACUUUGUGGUCUUUCCCUUCUUCUUUGUCAACAUCUUUGUGGCUUUGAUCAUCAUCACCUUCCAGGAGCAGGGAGACAAGGCCAUGUCAGAGUGUAGUCUGGAGAAGAACGAGAGAGCUUGUAUCGACUUUGCCAUCAACGCCAAGCCUCUGACGCGCUACAUGCCAGCAGACAAGCAGUCGUUCCAGUAUAAGAUGUGGCAGUUUGUGGUGUCGCCGCCCUUUGAGUACUCCAUCAUGACCAUGAUCGCACUCAACACUGUGGUGCUGAUGAUGAAGUUUCACGGUGCUCCGGAGCUGUAUGAGGCCAUGCUGAAGCACCUGAACAUUGUGUUCACAGCUCUCUUCACACUAGAGUGCAUCCUCAAGAUCAUCGCUUUCGGACCACUGAAUUACUUGAAGGCAGCUUGGAACGUGUUUGACUUUGUGACAGUAUUGGGGAGUAUCACAGACAUCUUGGUCACAGAGAUUAAGACGGACAAGCUGAUCAAUCUGAGUUUCUUGAGGCUGUUCAGGGCGGCCAGGCUCAUCAAGCUGCUGAGGCAGGGCUACACCAUUCGCAUCCUACUAUGGACCUUUGUCCAGUCCUUCAAGGCCCUACCUUACGUCUGCCUCCUCAUCGCUAUGCUCUUCUUCAUCUACGCCAUCAUCGGCAUGCAGGUGUUUGGAAACAUUGAGCUGAAUGAGGAAUCAGCCAUCAAUCACCACAACAACUUCCAGACCUUCUUCCAGGCUCUGAUGCUUCUGUUCAGGAGUGCAACAGGUGAGGCGUGGCAUGAGAUCAUGCUGUCGUGUCUGAGUAACCGUCCGUGUGAUAAGCUGUCAGGGUCCGGAGGGAAGGAGUGCGGCAGUGAUUUUGCUUACUUCUACUUUGUCUCCUUCAUCUUCCUCUGCUCCUUUCUGAUGCUCAAUCUGUUUGUGGCGGUCAUCAUGGACAACUUUGAGUACCUGACCAGAGACGCCUCUAUCCUGGGGCCUCACCACCUGGACGAAUUCAUCCGUGUUUGGGCCGAGUACGACCCUGCUGCCUGUGGCCGUAUGACCUACCUCGAUAUGUACGAGAUGCUCCGUCACAUGUCCCCUCCACUAGGUUUGGGAAAGAAAUGCCCGCCCAGAAUCGCCUACAAGCGAUUGGUUAAGAUGAACAUGCCCAUUGCUGAUGACAACACGGUGCACUUCACGUCCACUCUGAUGGCGCUCAUCCGCACUGCUCUGGAGAUCAAACUGGCGUCUGGAGUCCUGGCCCAGCGUCUGUGUGACGCUGACCUGAGGAAAGAGAUCUCCAGAGUCUGGCCCAACCUGCCUCCGAAGACUAUCGACCUGCUGGUCACACCAUAUAAAAAUGAUGAGUUCAAUGAGCUUCUUUGCCCCUUUGCGGUUGUAAACCGAGAGCUGACAGUGGGGAAGGUCUACGCUGCCCUCAUGAUCUUUGACUACUACAAGCAGAACCGGGCCAAGAGACUGGAACAGCAACUGGGACUGGACUUCACAGGGACAAUUAAGAAUAAAAAGGGCCCAGCCUUCUUCCGCCCCAUGCCCAUGACCCAUAUGCAGGAGGAGGGGACAACAGUCGCCGGAGCCAAUCCCCUGCCAUCCUCCCAACCUGAACCAGAGUCUCAGCCAGAGCCCACGCCAUCCACCACCUCUCUAACCAAUGGGGAAGCAGUACCAAGCACUAGAAGUCCCAUAAAAGAGUCAGGAGAGCAACUGUCUCAGGAGGGCCAACGGUCCAGCAGUAGAAAAAGGAUUCUACAGAGGGGCCAGUCAGAGGAUGUGCCCUACUCCAACAAACCUCAGGAAUCAGUGGAGAUGAGGCAGGUGGAGAACGGUGCUGAUAUAGGGGGCUACUUUGGUCUGGAUGGCCAUGGCAGAGCAGCCUCCAUGCCAAGACUGGACUCCCAGUACAAUCGGAACCACCCUCGUCACCUACCUGGGACCUACCUGGCACCUAUUGCUGACAUCAGUCCUAUUAGGCGGUCGGCUUCCACGUUGGCUUCCCAGUGCCACCGGGAGAUGAGUCUGAGAGACUACACCCUGGAGCGGCCCAGCCAAGCCCAGGCCUCCUCAGCCCCAGGUCAAGCCCAGGACAGGCCCCACCACCAUCACCACCAUCGCUGUCACAGACGCAGGGACAAGGACAGGGACAAGAAGCAGAAGUCACUUGACAGGGCAACCAGCGUUCAGCCUUCUAGUACAGCAUGUUCGUCUGUUGACCCCCCUGUGGAGGGCUUGACCAGAGAGCGGGCGAGGGAGUGUGACCGCGGCCGGCCUCAUGAGAAGAGGCACCACUCUGCAGCCGGGGAGACGAAGCGUUACUACUCCUGUGAGCGCUACGUAGGCAGGGAGCACUGCCACACCAAGUCAGCUGGCCCCAGCCGCUCCACCUCCCCUGGAGAGACCCACGACCUAGGCCUCUUGAAGCAGAGUAUCAGGAUGAGUAAAGGCAGCCAAGUGGUCCUAACCUUUGGAUCUAGCCCAUCCUGCCGUGGGCGCAGACAGCUCCCCCAGACCCCCCUGACCCCCCGCCCCGCCGUGGCCUACAAGACUGGAAACUCCUUGCCCAUGCAGUUUGGUUCCACAGGGCACCAGUCCUUUCUCAGUCGUGGACUCUCGGAGCGUAACGCCCUGCUGGAGUCACCCCCCAUACCCGUCACCCUCAUUGGCUUAGACCCAAACCUGAGCCCCUGUCCGCGGAACGCCCCACCAUGCAGACUCCCUGAGGAGCCUGACGACUUCCAGGAUGCUGUGAGCAACCAUGGAGGGAGCCACUCCCCUAGGAUCAUUGCCUCAGCCUCCCAUGGGGCUGCCGGGCCCUCUUCUGCACCUGCCCCACAGGGCCGGGUUGGGAUCCCAAACGGGUACCACUUCACUCUUGGGGUCAAUGCCGUUUCAAGCUCCAGCCCCAGAGGGACUGGGAGUUUUCGUGAGAAGGAAGAGGAUGACUGGUGCUAGUGUAGCAUAGCGUGGUUUAGCUAACAUCCCCCACCACAUAUCUGGAAGCGUUUUAGCUUGAACGUUGAUGAACUCGCUCAUCUUUUAAACAGAUGAUAGUACAGUUUUGUUGUUUCCUGUGUGCUCUUAGGUGGCCAAGGGUAUGCUCAAAGAUGUGUAAGACAUUGAAAAAUUACUCUGAAAAGGAAAAUCAUUCCCGUUUUUGUGAUGUUUUCUCUUUUCUACGCAAAGGACACUAAAGGACAAAGGACACCUGCUAUGACAUUUUCUCAAUUCCUUUCUUGCACUGAAAUUAAAGCUUAUUUCGAUAGUGUGCAUAGUCCAGAGGACAUGUGAAGUCCCUCUUGA